This is a messenger RNA of Hevea brasiliensis (rubber tree), 1470 nucleotides long. RefSeq names its product 2-carboxy-1,4-naphthoquinone phytyltransferase, chloroplastic. The record is from RefSeq and is a predicted model, not a curated record. Gene Ontology annotation, cellular component: membrane. The transcript is spliced from 11 exons. Lineage: Eukaryota; Viridiplantae; Streptophyta; Magnoliopsida; Malpighiales; Euphorbiaceae. Gene Ontology annotation, biological process: phylloquinone biosynthetic process. Gene Ontology annotation, molecular function: prenyltransferase activity. Bases 195 to 1388 code for a protein of 397 amino acids.
UCCAGCCAGUUAACAGUUACAGACUUUAGUGUUGAAUUUUUGUCCUCUAUCUCCAACUGCCUCUCACAGGUCACAGACACUUGAAAAAGUUUACAGUCACCUUCUUAUCUUAUCUAAUCUUGGAACAGAGAGACAGACAGGCAGGCCGCAGGCCAUGAGCAAGAGUAAGCCUUCGAGAUCAUAACACUGAAAAUAUGGCGGUAGCAUUCUGUAACCUGAACCUGUUGUUGGGUCUAAAGAAACCCCAUGUAUCUUUCAUCAAGUAUAGUUAUGCUACAAGGUCUGAUCAGGGAGUUUUGUUUCCAAAUGCUUCUACAAGAUCGUGGUCGUUCUAUUAUAGCAGACAGGAAUUUUUCUUUAGGACUCAUAGAAGACAGGUAGAAAUCAAGCAAAAAAGCCAAAGUAGACUGAUUUUUUCUAAGAGCGCAACUCAAUACGAUGAUAAUACAUAUGGAGGAGAAAAAGACGAACAGAUUUCUAAAGUGACCUUGAUAUGGAGGGCAAUCAAAUUGCCAAUUUACUCGGUUGCUUUGGUCCCACUCACCGUAGGUGGUGCAGCUGCUUAUCUGCAGACCGGCACGUUUUCGGCUAGGCGCUAUGUUGUGCUCUUAGCUUCUUCAAUCCUUAUUAUAACAUGGCUCAAUUUAAGCAACGAUGUUUAUGAUUUCGAUACAGGAGCAGAUAAGAACAAGAAAGAAUCAGUUGUGAACUUGGUUGGCAGCCGUUCAGGGAUCUUUGUUGCUGCUUAUUCAUCUCUUGCCCUUGGCUUCAUGGGACUGACAUGGACAUCUCUAGGGGCAGGAAGUGUGCAAGCAAUAUUAUUGCUAGCUUGUGCAAUUACUUGUGGUUAUAUAUAUCAGUGCCCGCCAUUUCGGCUAAGUUACCAAGGACUGGGUGAACCCCUGUGCUUUUCAGCAUUUGGCCCCUUUGCCACUACUGCAUUUUACUUACUGCUGGGGAGUUCAAGUGAGAUGACCAAUCUCCCAUUAACCGGUACAAUUCUUUCUGUGUCACUCCUUGUUGGCUUCACAACAUCGUUAAUCCUCUUUUGCAGUCACUUCCACCAAAUAGAAGGGGAUAUAGCUGUUGGAAAAAUAUCCCCUUUGGUUAGACUUGGCACUGAGAGAGGUUCUGAUGUGGUGAAAGUAGCAAUCUUGACACUCUACUCUCUUUUGUUUGCUUUUGGUCUGAGCAGGGCUCUUCCUUUUACCUGCAUUCUUCUCUGUGCCCUGACAAUGCCCAUGGGAAAACUGGUAGUUACCUUUGUUGAAGAAAACCACAAGGACAAAGGGAAGAUUUUCAUGGCAAAGUAUUAUUGUGUGAGAUUGCAUGCUUUAUUUGGGGCAGCAUUGGCAGCAGGACUGGUGGCAGCUAGAAUGAUCUCCUGAAGAUAUGUUCCAAGGCUGAUGUUUUCUUGAAUAUUAUCCAGCAAUUAAGUGAAAAAUCAAGCUGUUUAAUCAUUCCGUUUAA